GCGCAGGCGCCAAGCUAACCCGUUUCCAUGGCGGCUAGAACCCACGCGGCCCAACGGCCCCACGACUGUCCUUUCCCAGACUUCGGCCUGCCAGAGUCUGUCGUCCCCGAGUGUGUCAGCACCGCCACCCCGGCUGCUGCCCGGGGUUAACCGGACCCUGACCCCAGCAUGGACGACCUGGAGCUGCUACUACCCGGGGAGGCUGAUGUGCUGGUGCAGGGUCUGCGCAGCUUCCCGCUACGAGAGAUGGGCUCUGAAGGGUGGAACCAGCAGCACGAGAACCUGGAGAAACUGAACAUGCAAGCCAUCCUUGAUGCCACAGUCAGCCAGGGAGAGCCCAUACAGGAGCUGCUGGUCACCUAUGGGAAGAUCCCGACGCUGGUAGAGGAGCUGAUUGCAGUAGAGAUGUGGAAGCAGAAAGUGUUCCCUGUGCUGUGCAGGCUAGAGGACUUCAAGCCCCAGAACACCUUCCCCAUAUACAUGGUGGUACACCAUGAGGCCUCCAUCAUCAACCUCUUGGAGACGGUAUACUUCCACAAGGAGGUAUGUGAGUCAGCAGAGGAUACCCUCUUGGACCUGGUAGACUAUUGUCACCGCAAACUGACUUUGCUGGUAGCCCAGAGUGGCCGUGGUGGCUCCCUUGAGGAGGAGGGGUCCCAAGGCAGUACCCCCAUGCAGGAGCUACAGAAGCAGGCAGAGCUGAUGGAAUUUGAGAUUGCACUGAAGGCCCUCUCAGUACUGCGCUAUAUCACAGACUGCGUAGACAGGUGGGCAGCCCUACUAGGCCUGGGGCCUAUAGGAAGAAUGGGCCUGCAGCCUGCCUCUGGUCACCUCCCUCCCGACACCCCUACCCCUAGCCUUUCCUUGAGCACCUUGAACCGCAUGCUCAGCACCCACAACCUACCCUGCCUUCUGGUGGUACUACUGGAGCACAGUCCCUGGCGGCGAUGCGAAGGAGGCAAGUUGCAGCAGUUCGAGGUGGGCCACUGGCAGACAGUGGCUCCCUCAGAGCAGCAAAAGCUGAGCAAGUUGGAUGGACAAGUGUGGAUUGCUCUGUACAACCUGCUGCUAAGCCCUGAGGCCCGGGCCCGCUACUGUCUCACAAACUUUGCCAAGGGACAGCUACUCAAGCUUCGAGCCUUCCUCACAGACACACUACUGGACCAACUGCCCAACCUGGCAGACCUGCAGGGUUUCCUGGCCCACCUGGCCCUGACUGAAACCCAGCCCCCUAAGAAGGACCUGAUUUUAGAACAGAUCCCAGAAAUCUGGGAGCGGCUGGAGCGAGAGAACAGAGGCAAGUGGCAUGCUAUUGCCAAGCACCAGCUUCGGCAUGUGUUCAGUCCCUCGAGGGAGGACCUGCUGCUGCAGGCACGAAGAUGGGCUAAGACUUACAGGCUGGACGUGCUAGAAGCCUUGGCUCCAGAGAAGCCCCACUGUGCCUACUGUGGUGCAGAGGCCUCCAAGCGCUGCUCAAAAUGCCGGAAUGAAUGGUAUUGCUGCAGAGAAUGCCAAGUCAAGCACUGGGAAAAGCAUAGAAAGGCUUGUGUCCCGGCAGCCCAGGGUGACAGAGCCAAAUGAAGGCUGCAGUUGCUGAGGGCCAACCAUUCAUACUAAGGGAACCCAUCCAGAAUGUACCCCUGAACCUCAGGACCUCAAUUCUGCCUUUGCCAGAGCCCCAGUCUCCCUGCCUGCGAGAGCAGAGUAGGGUGAGUAGAGCUGCUGACCCGUCCUCUUUCCCCCUCCCCCAUCGAAAGCUUGAGAUUUCCUGCCCCACCCGGCGGGUAGGCGGAGGGCGCUGCCUCAGCAAACUGGCCUUGGAGGGCAAGGGCCGGAUGUGGGGACCCUCUUCCUCUAGCACAGUAAAGCUGGCCUCCAGAAA
Messenger RNA from Carlito syrichta (Philippine tarsier), 1882 nucleotides. RefSeq names its product zinc finger MYND-type containing 10 (gene ZMYND10). Bases 169 to 1581 code for a protein of 470 amino acids. Gene Ontology annotation, cellular component: cytoplasm; centriolar satellite. The transcript is spliced from 11 exons. NCBI's taxonomy places the organism in Eukaryota, Metazoa, Chordata, Mammalia, Primates, Tarsiidae. Gene Ontology annotation, biological process: motile cilium assembly; outer dynein arm assembly; inner dynein arm assembly. The record is from RefSeq and is a predicted model, not a curated record.